Molecule: messenger RNA, 702 nt
Organism: Myzus persicae (green peach aphid)
Lineage: Eukaryota; Metazoa; Arthropoda; Insecta; Hemiptera; Aphididae
Exons: 3
Coding region: 1-702 (233 amino acids)
Source: RefSeq, a predicted model, not a curated record
AUGAGCUGCCGCCGAAAAAUUGAUUCGUUUUUUGGACCAAGUUCAUAUGCAACAAAGGCAGAGACAGAAACCACAACAAAUAAGAAACUUAAAGUCGAUAAUGUAACAGAAAAUGAAGAUUGGGAAAUACAAAAUGAUUGUCAACAGUUAAACGAUCUACAAGAAAUAAAAAACCUUGAUCCAGAACACUUAUACCAAAAACAGGUAACUGAGAUUCAAAUAGAAAACGUUUCUAAAAUAGGACCUAGUGAUAAAACACAUAUACUUAGUGAUCAACCAAUACAAUCAAUUUUGAAAAAUUACCCGCAAUCCAAGCUUGGAAAAGAAUGGAGACCAUUCCGUCCCGAAUGGUUUAAAUCAUAUCCUUGGCUUGAAUACAGUGCAUUAGAUAAUGCUCCUUGUCAAAAUAUUGCCCAACGUGGUGACGAUGAAGGGGCAGAAAGCCUUAACAGGGGAAAUUUUUUAGAACUUCUAGAACUUUGUGCUAGGAGAGACACAAAAUUUAAAGCUAAAAUUGAUGUUUUACCAAAAAAUGCAAAAUAUACUCAUCAUACUAUUCAAAAUGAUUUAUUUUAUGUAAUGAGUAAAUUAGUGUUAGAAACUAUUGCAAAAGAAGUUAAAGAAGCCAAAUAUUUUGCUAUUCUUGCAGAUGAGGCAAAAUUCAUCAGCAAAACUGAGCAGUUAUCUGUUAUGGUUCGUUAA